Molecule: messenger RNA, 1903 nt
Organism: Pipistrellus kuhlii (Kuhl's pipistrelle)
Lineage: Eukaryota; Metazoa; Chordata; Mammalia; Chiroptera; Vespertilionidae
Product: UDP-glucuronosyltransferase 2B31-like
Exons: 6
Coding region: 59-1645 (528 amino acids)
Molecular function (GO): UDP-glycosyltransferase activity
Source: RefSeq, a predicted model, not a curated record
AAGAAGCCUCCGUGGGAACUGGAUCGGCCAUUUGAAAAGAAGCCUGUGUGCCUCCAGGAUGCCUAGGAAGUGGAUUUCAGUUCUGCUGCUGCUCCAGCUGAGUUGCCACUUCAGCCCUGGGAGCUGUGGGAAGGUGCUGGUGUGGCCCACAGAAUACAGCCAUUGGAUCAACAUGAAGACAAUCCUGGAUGCACUUGUGCAGAGAGGUCAUGAAGUGACUGUUCUGACAUCCUCAGCUUCGAUUCUUGUUGAUCCCAAUAAGCCAUCUGCUAUUCAAUUUGAGAUUUAUCCUACGUCUUUAACAAAAGAUGAUUUUGAGGAUCUUUUCACACGGAUUAUCUCUAAGUGGACAUAUAUGCCAAAAUAUGCAUUUUUUACUUAUUUUUCACUAAUGCAAGAUAUCAUUUGGGAAUAUAAUGACUGUAUUCAAACACUCUGUAAAGAAGUAGUUUUGAAUAAGAAACUUAUGACCAAACUACAGGAAUCAAGGUUUGAUGUCGUUCUUGCAGAUGCCGCUGGACCUUGUGGUGAGCUGCUGGCUGAGCUACUUAAAGUACCUUUUGUGUACAGUCUCCGUUUCUCUGUUGGCUAUACAAUUGAAAGGUACAGUGGAGGACUUCCAUUCCCUCCAUCCUACGUACCUGUUAUCUUGUCAGAAUUAAGUGAUCACAUGACAUUCAUGGAGCGAGUAAAAAAUAUGAUUUACGUACUUUAUUUUGAUUUCUGGUUCCAAACAUUUACUGAGAAGUGGGAUCAGCUUUGCAGCAAAGCACUAGGAAGACCCACUACAUUAUUUGAGUUAAUGGGGAAAGCUGAUAUAUGGCUUAUUCGAACCUACUGGGAUUUUGAGUUUCCUCGCCCACUCUUGCCAAAUUUUGUAUUUGUUGGAGGCCUCCACUGCAAACCUGCUAAGCCUCUGCCUAAGGAAAUGGAAGAGUUUGCCCAGAGCUCUGGAGAAAAUGGUAUUGUGGUGUUUUCACUGGGGUCAAUGGUCACUAACAUGACAGAAGAAAGAGCCAAUGUGAUUGCAUCAGCGCUUGCCCAGCUUCCACAAAAGGUUAUAUGGAGAUAUGAUGGCAAAAAACCAGAUACCUUAGGGCCAAACACUCGGCUCUAUAAAUGGAUCCCCCAGAAUGACCUUCUUGGUCAUCCAAAAACCAAAGCCUUUAUAACUCAUGGUGGAACCAAUGGCAUCUAUGAGGCGAUCUCCCAUGGGAUCCCUAUGGUGGGCCUCCCUUUGUUUGCGGAUCAACCUGAUAACAUUGCUCACAUGAAGACCAAGGGAGCAGCUGUCAGAUUGGACUAUAACACUAUUUCAAGUGCAGAUUUGCUCAAUGCAUUGAAGACUGUCAUUAGUGACCCUUCAUAUAAGGAGAAUGCUAUGAAAUUAUCAAGAAUUCAUCAUGACCAGCCAGUAAAGCCUCUAGAUCAAGCAGUCUUCUGGAUCGAGUUUGUCAUGCGCCACAAAGGAGCCAAACACCUGCGGCCAGCCUCCCAUGACCUCAGCUGGUUCCAGUACCACUCUUUGGAUGUGAUAGGGUUCCUGCUGGCCUGUGUGGCAACGGCUACAUUUGUCAUCACAAAAUGUGUUCUGUUUUGUUGCCGGAAGCUUUUUAAAACAGGAAAGAAGAAUAAAAGAGAGUAGUUGUUUCAGAGGCCUGAAGCUCAUAUGCCUGGUAGAUAGGACUUUAUUCCAGCAGGAAGUUGCGAUGUAAGGGUCACUGCCUCCUGUGACAACCUUACUUUUCACAACUUAGCUUCUCAGGUCAAAAUUUUUUUUCAAGUGACUAUCUAAUUAAGAGUUGUAAAUAUGUCAUGCCAAACAUAAAAAUUUAUAAAAAUCAAAACAAAAAUAAAGCUAUAUGAAUAUAUUUUUAAAUUUGUUAUUCUAAUUGUAAAGUUA